AGCACGGUAUAUUGGGCGUUGCCUCCUAUAUCGAGUCAGUCACUGAGAUGACCAAUAUGACUAUCCUUUUGUUUCUCGUCUCAGUGCGCAACGGUCCGUAACACGCCAGCAGCCGCAAGCCCCAGGCGAAAGAUCUGCAGCCGUUCAACGGGAGACGAUCUUUUUCCAAAGACCGGUAAACUCGGUUGUACUCUGAGUCGUUGGUUUACAGACGAACUCGUAAAGAUGGCCUCUGUCGCUUUGUGGCUCGCAGUUCUGACUGCUGCCUCAACCACAGCAUCGCCUGUCCUAUCAGCCAAGGCUGAAACCAACACCCUUAACGUAGAUGUGGACCUCCAAGGUGUUCCUUCCGCAGUCAGAUCGCUCUUUCUCCCUGGCUCACCUAAUGUUACAACGCCCACAAACACUUCGAGAUGCAAGGUCUACCCUGAUGAUCCUCAAUGGCCGUCCGACGAAGCUUGGUCACAACUCAACAAAGUCACAGGUGACCGUGUUAUCAAUGCACCCACUCCUCUUGCGGCAGUGUGUUACCCUGGCGAUGACUACAGUGCUGCCAAAUGCUCCGAAUACACCGUGGCAGCGUGGCAGAAGUCGUACAUCCAUAUGAUCGAUCCCAUCGAAAUCAUGUCUCCGGUCGCGCAAGGCAUGACGUGCACACCGCCAGUACUCUUCGACUCCCAUGGCUGCACCCGUGGAGGCUUCCCUAUGUACGUUGUUAACGCCACUGAGCCAAAGCACGUACAGGCUGCGGUAAACUUCGCACGCAACACUGGUGUCAGACUCGUUAUCAAGAACACUGGCCACGACUUUCUAGGCAAGAGCGGUGAGUACGUCGAUGAGAAGCUCAACUGGACCGGCCCUGCGUUCAAGAGCGGUGUCGGUGUGCAAGCCUUCGAGAUCUACAAGGCUGCCGCUGAGAAGGGCAGAAUCGUCGUUGGUGGCGAAGGAGAGACAGUCGGAGUCAUGGGAGGAUACAUCCAAGGAGGCGGCCACUCCCCAUUGACUGGUUUAUACGGUACUGGUGCUGAUAGUGUCCUCUCCAUGGAGGUCGUUACAGCCGACGGCGAGUUUGUUGUCGCAAACAGCACCUCGAACACUGACCUCUUCUGGGCUCUUCGUGGCGGUGGUGGCAGUACCUUCGGUGUCGUCACCUCUGUGACUGUCAAGGCCCAUCCUGAUCUCGAAGUCACAGUCUCCCGCUUUGGCUUCACUUCUGCCCAAACCGGAAACGAGACAUUCUGGGCUGCCAUCCGCGCCUACGUCGACCUAUGGAUCGACAACGCAGACGCUGGAACAUACACAUACUGGACACUGAUUCCAUCCAACGGUACCUUUUCAUUUGCAUUCUCGCCCUUCUUCGCGCCUGGAAAGAACGUAGAGGAAGCAACUGCGCUCCUGCAGCCCUGGUUCGAUCAACUUAAUGAUUUGGGCGUCAAGUUUGACCCAAAUAUCACUCAUUACGACAACUACUACGAUGCUUGGCGCAACUCUUUCCCUCUCGAAGCUGUUCAAAAGCCCAACGUAGCGACCGCAUCGCGUUUGUUCCCUCGCGCAAACUUCGAGACGGCUGAGAAGCGUCAAGAGGUUUACGAACGCAUCCGCGCAUCGAGCGAGAAAAACCGCGUUCAAGUCCACUUCAACAUGCAGGCUAAGGACCCAUACAACACCGACAACGCCGUAAACACCCAUUGGCGCCCCUUGGUCUCGUUCAGCAUGCAAUCUGUGCGCUGGCCCAUCAACAGCACCGCUGAGGAGAUCUUGAAGAUCCGUAAAGAUUUCCAAGCGGGCGAUAUGCAGUCUUGGAGAGACAUCAGCCCUGGGGCCGGAUCCUACCUUGCUGAGGCUGAUCGUCUUGAGCCUGACUUUGGUAACGCGUUCUUCGGUGACAACUACCCUAGGUUGUUAGAGUUGAAGAAGAAGCUUGAUCCACAAGAUGUGUUCUUUGCGACUACGAGUGUGGGUAGUGAGAGGUGGCGAGUGGAAAGUGUUGAUGGCCUACCAAACGAGAACGGCAAACUGUGCCGUGUAUAAUCGUGCGUUGUGUGUAUAUUUUCUUUCUUUGGACAUAAAUUAUUUUUCAUAGAUGUAUCACAUUCAUUAGUAUCAGCAUCUGCAAUAGAUGAUGCUACCUGGAAUACCAUUGAAUU
Molecule: messenger RNA, 2147 nt
Organism: Alternaria alternata
Lineage: Eukaryota; Fungi; Ascomycota; Dothideomycetes; Pleosporales; Pleosporaceae
Product: FAD binding domain-containing protein
Exons: 3
Coding region: 226-2031 (601 amino acids)
Molecular function (GO): oxidoreductase activity; FAD binding
Source: RefSeq, a predicted model, not a curated record